Mizuhopecten yessoensis (Yesso scallop) is the source of this 825-nucleotide messenger RNA. RefSeq lists its product as uncharacterized. Bases 1 to 825 code for a protein of 274 amino acids. The record is from RefSeq and is a predicted model, not a curated record. NCBI's taxonomy places the organism in Eukaryota, Metazoa, Mollusca, Bivalvia, Pectinida, Pectinidae. The transcript has a single exon.
AUGUUAGGUGAAUUACACCACGGGGACCAGUACGAGAAGACAGACAUCGACAGUAAACACGUUCAGCGUCUCUCUAAGUUUACUGUUUCGCAACAAAAUCAAAUAUUGGAUAUAAGUCAAGUCGACGACAGUCACGCGUGGUUAUCAAUACACGAAUACCAGGGUCUGGUACUGAUCAACAGGGAGGGUGUGGUCAAAGAGGCAGUAAAACUUGACUUUUGUCCGCACAGAAUCACCAUGGUCGAGACAACAGACAUACUUAUGACCAGUAACCCAGUAAAUACAUUUGUAUAUAAACUAUCACUACCUAACAAACAAGUGACAACAUUUGCUGACAUCAGACCACAUAGAGCAUACGACAUCAGUAUCAACGAGAAGGAUGAGGUGUUAGUUAGUACAAACACACCAGACAUAGUGGUACUGAAUCAUGCAGGUACGAUUGUGAGGAAGGUACCGUGUGGAAUGGAUGGGCGGUGUAUUACAUGUUUGUCGUCAGGAGACAUUGCAGUGUCGGACUUAAAUAAUGUAUCAAUCGUACCAGACAGUUCUGGUACAACCAAAUAUAAAUGGACUGGUGAACUCAACAACGGUCAAAAAGUUGGUAGUAGGGACAUAUGUACGAUGCCACGUGACAAGUACGACAGACUGUUUGUACCAAAUGUCACUAACAGUCAGAUGUAUGUCCUACCGAGAGAUAGUACACAGGCCUCGUGUCUCCUGGAUCAGAAACGUGGAGUGACCAAACCUACAUCGGUGGGUGUGGACACAUGUGGGAAAGUGUGGAUCGGAUGUGUGGACGGUACCGUACACGUGAUCCGACUGUAA